AUGGCGUCCGGCUACGAUCGAGCUCUCUCCGUCUUCAGUCCUGACGGUCACGUCUUCCAGGUUGAAUAUGCGCUCGAAGCAGUCAAGCGAGGAACAUGCGCCGUUGGUGUCAAGGGCUCGGACAUAGUAGUACUCGGCUGCGAGAAGCGAUCCGCAAUGAAGCUGCAAGAUACCCGCAUCACACCCUCCAAGAUCUGCCUCGUCGACACCCACGUUGCCCUCGCCUUCGCUGGACUGAACGCCGACGCCCGUAUCCUUGUCGACAAGGCCCGCCUCGAGGCACAAUCACAUCGCCUCACAGUCGAAGACCCGGUAUCGAUAGAGUACAUCACCAAGUACGUUGCAGGUGUGCAGCAGAGAUACACUCAGAGUGGUGGUGUCCGACCAUUCGGCAUCAGCACACUGAUAGUCGGCUUCGACCCUAAUGACAAGACCCCGCGCUUGUACCAGACCGAGCCUUCUGGUAUCUACUCAGCAUGGAAAGCGAAUGCGAUCGGCCGGUCGAGCAAGACAGUCCGCGAGUUCCUCGAACGUAACCACAAGGAAGGGAUGGACCGGGAAGAGACUAUCAAGUUGACGGUCAAGUCACUAUUGGAGGUGGUACAGACUGGCGCGAAGAACAUCGAGAUUGCCAUCAUGGCACCCGGAAAGCCCAUCGAGAUGUUGCCCGUCGAGGACAUUGAGAAAUACGUGGAGAACAUCAACACAGAGAAGCAGGAAGAGGCGGCGAACAGGAGGCCUGGACGGCAGCCCGGUACAGGCCAGGCCGCUAUUCUCACCCGCCAGACCCCAGCUGAGGGCUCAGGAUCCGGUGGCGCAUAG
Alternaria ethzedia is the source of this 822-nucleotide messenger RNA. It is a transcript of the gene PRE6, whose product is annotated as Proteasome subunit alpha type-4. NCBI's taxonomy places the organism in Eukaryota, Fungi, Ascomycota, Dothideomycetes, Pleosporales, Pleosporaceae. The transcript has 4 exons. Gene Ontology annotation, biological process: ubiquitin-dependent protein catabolic process. Bases 1 to 822 code for a protein of 273 amino acids. Gene Ontology annotation, cellular component: proteasome core complex; proteasome core complex, alpha-subunit complex; nucleus. The record is from RefSeq and is a predicted model, not a curated record.